CUGUGCCCCUGUGCCAUCCUGGGGCCAGUAUAAAACAAGUCAGAGCCCUCCCCGCUUGCCUGCUCAGUUUAUCCCUAGAAGCAGCUAGCUACUCCAGGUGCACAGGCGCCAUGCAGCCCCGGAUGCUCCUCAUCGUAGCCCUCUCGGCUCUCCUGGCAUCUGCCCGAGCUGAUGAGGCAGAGGAAUCCUUGCUGCUGGCCUCCAUGCAGGGCUACAUGGAACAGGCUGCCAAGAGGGUCCAGAAUGCACUAAGCAAUGUGCAGCAGUCUGAGAUGGCCAUGCAGGCUAGGGGCUGGAUGGACAAUGGCUUCAGUUCCCUGAAAGGCUACUUCAGCAAGUUCACUGACAAGUUGGCUGGCCUCUGGGAUUCUAGCCCUGAAGUCCACCCAACCAAUUCCAGUUACUGAACCUUGAGACU
Acomys russatus (golden spiny mouse) is the source of this 418-nucleotide messenger RNA. RefSeq names its product apolipoprotein C3 (gene Apoc3). The transcript has 4 exons. Bases 111 to 407 code for a protein of 98 amino acids. Lineage: Eukaryota; Metazoa; Chordata; Mammalia; Rodentia; Muridae. Gene Ontology annotation, cellular component: spherical high-density lipoprotein particle; intermediate-density lipoprotein particle; extracellular region. Gene Ontology annotation, molecular function: lipase inhibitor activity; phospholipid binding; high-density lipoprotein particle receptor binding. Gene Ontology annotation, biological process: cholesterol homeostasis; triglyceride homeostasis; lipid transport. The record is from RefSeq and is a predicted model, not a curated record.